AAACUUUCCAGAUUAGUAAGUAGAUAUGAGUGAUCUUAUAACAGCUAGUGUAAUUGACGUUGCUAUUUUAAUAUACAAAAAAUCACGAAUAUUCGUCAAGAUAGCGCAAAAUGUUAAUAACACAACAUGCUGUUAUAAGAUCUGUAGAGCUCGCAACGUUGGGGUCUAUUAAUGCACAAUCUGGCAACCGUGUCGUACCCUCAAAAAAUGGCCGCUGACAACCACAUAACUCAAACUCACCGUAUUGCCAUUGAAUAGCAUGGAAUUAAACCCAGGGAUAUUAAACCUUCAGUUGUUUUGUGUUGUGGUGUGUGGCACAAUGGUGGCACGUGUGUGGUGUCUUCUGUUUUGAUUUGCUUUAUAUAAAAAUGUUUGUAUUUGUAAUUUUUUAAAUCCAAUAAGGCAGUGUAACAGUGUCUUAACAUUACACUUUGAUAAAUUCUGGUGUGAAAGUUGUCUUGAACUGCUUUUUGUGUGAUCUUUGGAUCUUCCUCAUGCAGGGCAUAUACUUGAUACUCAUUCAUUGUAUCCUGAAAUUAUCAUAUAAUAGGAUGAUUGUAAAAUUGUGAAGGUAAGAUAAUAUCAAGUUACAUAGGAUAUAUUACACUUUGUUGCAAAAAAAUCGUAAUAGACAGAUUCUCGAUUUGCGCAAAAAAAUUCCCCAUGGAAUACAUCUUGUAAUAUAAUUGUAAAAUUUUGUAAAUGCAGUGAAGUAUGAAAACAACUUUAAUGAACUGCUAUACUUGGAACAGAUUACAAUGUGAAAUAUUUGAUCAUGUGUGAUGCUAAAACCAUGGACACGAUCUUAAUGCCUAUGCCACUCUUUUCCCCCUCAUUGACCCAGUCAAAGAUCUUCAAAAGUUUGAAACCAAAUCUCUUUGAUCAGCUUAGAAAAAUAUGUUUACAUUCUCAAUUUGGUCAUUCUUGUAUGGAAGUGUCAUCAUCCGCAAUUGGAUUUGUGGUGCAUGUAUCAUGUCACUUUCUGCCUCUUGAUCAGUCUUAUCCAGUUUACUACAGCACUGAUAUUUGCUCUAGAUGAUUAUGAAAUACAAUACUUUUGAUUGAAAAAACACUUAAAUUCAUUUGUUGGGGAGCUUUAAUGCCACACAUGCCUACCACCUACACAUGUUAAACUUAUAACACCUCUCCUUUUUGCAUCCGUUUAAAAGGGGGUAGUAAUUGGCACCAAAAAAGAUGAGUUUGUGAAAUGUAUCAAACUAUACCAGUGGUAGCAUGUCAAACUUGCUCAAUAUCAGAUGAAGACACCAAUGCAAGAGCUAGUGAGGAAUAACUUCUAACUAAAUUGAGUUAUUAUUUACCUGUUUCUGCAUUGCUUAAAAUUAUGUAUUACUCAUUGGAAGAAACAAGGCUACAAUCUUAUAAGAUUUAUACUAACUCAUAGUUAAAUCCUUCUCUACUCAUAAUUGGUAUCAACAAUUGUUGUUUCUUGCUUGAGAACUUAAAUCUAAUGGACUUAACUAGUUCUUGAAUUAUAGUCUUCGAUUGUAAUUUUUGCUGCCAUCAGUAAUAAUCAAUAGCAAUACUUUAACCAUUGCUUAAUAUAUUCUACCUGAAUAUAGCCAACCAUUGUAGCGCUUUCUAUGAGAUAGUAGCAGAACCACAAAUGAAUUUGUAUCAUCAGAUGUUCCUACAAUUGUAUUACCACUUUAUGGCCUCCUUGAUUUUCAUAGUCUUUUUUCUCCUCCAGAAAGGCUGUGGUAUUUCUAGAUGUCUACUGUUUUGUGUGAUAAAAAUCAAGUUUUAUCAGCCUGAAAUUUCUUAGGAUUCAAAAAGAAAAUAUAACCUCAAAAUACUUUAACAAAACAGUAGAAAUCUGGAAAUACCCCUGCCUUUCUGAAGGACAGGAAAAACUAUGAAAAUUAAAGAGGCUAUAAAUGCAUCCUACAAAUGUAGGAAUAACUGAUGAUAUGGCCCUAAGUUCGGAAAGAGUUUGAGUUUUGUUUCUACUACUGUCUCACAGAUGACACUAGUAUCUUCAAUCCCUGUCUGGCACCUAUGUAAUACAUAUUUUAAUUGGGUAUAUUUUGGCAUUGCUUAUCAUAGUCAAUUUUUGCCCUAUAUUUUACUUGACAUUAAAAUAUGUGAUCAAAUAAUAUUUAUUGUGUUUGACUUCCUGCCUUUUAGUAACAAUGGAUAAUCCAAGAAAACCAGUACUAUUGGAUCAAAUCCCACAAAAAAGUAUAUCUGCUAAGCUAGGCACAAUGCCACAGAUACAGUGUUGGGUACCAGAAUGUGAUUCUACUUCUGAUCAUUUUCUUAAGAAAACAUUUUAUUCAUUACCUGCAGAUCCUGUAUUGAGAGAUUUUUGGUUAGCUGCUGCAGGUAGAAAAUUUGAUUUCUCACUUCAGAAUAUUUGGUUUUGUGAAAGGCAUUUUCACAUAGACAGAGAGGGUGUAUUGGCUAAUUUUCCUGUAUACCAUAUGCCUAAAAAAAUAUGUAGGACUUGCUUGGUAACCAUAGAAGAUAAAAAAUAUGCUGUAUUAAACUAUAACAUAAAAUCAACAAUGCCAAAUUGUGUACAGCAAAUUUUUGGCAAUACCAGCACUGUACCUCUACUUGAAGUGUUACAAUUUUGUACUUCAGAAAUGACAAUUACAACAAACCCAAUUCCUGUUACUUGCACUAACUGUUACCGGAACAUAUGGAUAUAUUAUCUUUUCAAGAAGAAGUGUAUGUACAAAGAAAAAGCAAUUGAAGAGGAAUAUAAUCCAGGCAGUUACGGCAAUUUUGUGGGUUGCCGAGCAUGUUCGACCACCAAUUAUACAAAUGUGAUAUCAUUAAACGAAAAUACUGAACUGGGCAGAUUGCUUAAUAGCAUGUUCACUAAAUAUUACCCUUCUAGCUUUGUUCCUUUAGGAUUAUGUCCGUCUUGUGAAUCUACAUUGAAAGAAAUCCAGGUAUUUAGACGAGUAUUGUCACUAGCAAACCAGUAUUUUGAGCAACAUCAAGAAAAUCUACUACACAGCCAAGUCAGCCAAGACAAACCAGUUGUUGCAUUGAAAGAGUUAGAUACUGCCCAAAAACAAAUAAUACUCUCAAAACUUAUGGUAGAAACGGGACUGAGACUCAAAGACAAAAGCAGUAAGCCUACAGAACAAAAUAUGGUCUGGAAUGGCAUACAGAAAAGUUUUAUACAACGUGGCUGCAACAUUUCGAUACAAAAUCUAAAGGACCUUUGGUCUGCAUUGAUACUAGAUUAUACCUUGGGCCGUCUUAAAGGAACUGAAUUAGAUGAUAUCAUAUCUGAGUAUCUGAAAGCUGAACCUCCUACCCCAACUAAUAAACCUUUAAAAAAGAGGUAUAGAUCACCACUAUCCACGAGUGCGUCAACUUCAAGAGAUCCAGUUAUUCAGCACAUCCUUACUGGAGAUGUAAUUCCUAUUAGAAGGCAUCCAGAGCCAAUGGGGAUUUUUGAACCAAACAUGAUUCCUCCACCAAGUUACAAUAGCAUUGUACCACCACCCCCUUAUAGUUUGAGUACCAUGUGUGGAAGCAGUACGAGUACUGCAACUUGUAGUGCCUUUGAUGCAAAGACAGGAGUCAGAUCUACAGUUGAAAAUCGUGCAGCGGCACAAGAGUACCAGUACCAGGCGUCCUAUAGUGGCAUACUGUCGAAUCAAGAUCAUCUCAAAUUGGAGAAAGUCGCUGGAAAUGUUCGCAAGGCGCCAAUAAAUACUAUACCUGUGAUACAAAGUGCCAUUCUCAAGAGCAGUAUGAUAAUAGAUCUAACAGAGGAAGAAGAUAAAAUGGUACAAGUCGCAAACAUUUCCUCUAGUUGGGAGGAUCAGUCACCUGAAGGUGCUGGUGCUCACGUAGAGCCUGAUAGUGAAACUGCAAAAGGAAACUCAGUUCAUGCAGGAGGAAGUACUGUUAACAGUGUCGGCAAGGAAGCAAGUUCUUCUCAAAUGGAAAUGAGCGAUACGGGCCCCGGAAAGCAGACGUCUCUCAAGAAUGAAGUUGAUCGCGAACAUAAAAACGCUUCUCAUAACUGGUGGACCCGCGAGAAGGAUAUGAUCUUUUUGGACGCUCUUACUGCCCAAUUUAAACAAGCCAACGCCCGAUCAUUAAUCCAAAUUUGGAGAAACCUCAAAAAUGAAAAUUUAUUAUCAUCGAAAAAAGCAACGACUCUAGCAUCUCAUUGGUAUGAUUUGAAAAAGAAUUACAACAAAAAAUCACUAGACCGGGGGCUCUCUGAAAAAGUAUCACAUUGCAUGAAACUAUUUGACCAAUUAGAUGCUAUCAAAAACUCUGUGAGAGCCAGUAAACAACCCGAUGAUGAGAACAGUGUCAUUCUGGUGAGAAAAAUGACAAAUUUCUUGCAUGAAUCUGACAUUUUUGAUGUAACUUGGAACGUUGUGCUUCGAAAAAUGUCGUCGUGCGACAAAUUCGCUGGGUACAAUUAUCUUAACCUGAAGGUGCAAUGGCAAAACUUAUUUCGUCGUUUGAAGACAAGAACAGGCGGAACAGCGUUGAGCAACGAUUUGAAAGAGGAAUUAGAUUCGUUGAUGGGGUUGAUGAAAAAACUGAAGUUGAGGAAUUAUUGGCAUACAGAGCUGGCCCCUAAGAAAGCAGAGUCUCCAUGGUUUGGUUCUAAGAAGAAACGGAGAGCCAUGUCUAAAAAUGUAGGAAAGCCGCAACAAUGCUUUUCGUUUCAAGAUAAGGUUGACUUAUUAGAAGCAAUGAAAAACGAAUACGAAGUCUCGAGAAGUAAAGCAACUCUUGCUGCGAAUCCUUGGAGAACUCUCAUUAUUAAAGUAAAAUCUCACAGAACAAAAUAUGAUACUUGGGAUGAAAGCAGAUUAUUGAGAAUGUGGUCUCAAAUGAAAGUGAGUUGAGAUUUCUUGGUAUCAACGGAAGAUGCCAAUUCAUACUUAUCACCUCACAUUAUUUCCUCAAUUUUGAACUUUGUCCGCAAAAGGUUUCUGCGAAAAUUCACGUGAAAGAUGGUAGUGAUUACGUAGAUAUGGAGGUGUGGAAUCUUCUAGAGACGCAUAAUAAGUAUUUGAAAAAUAGAAAAAAUGACAAGCGGAAUUCAGAAAAUUUAAUACCGAGUUCACCGGAAAAGAAAACAGAAAAACAAAAUGAUAAAGAAGAAAAAUCGGAAAAAGGAGAUAACAAAGCACAGAAAAUGAGUACUCCUAUCAAGUCACCCUCCAAAACGCCGGAAGCUGGUACCCCUGUUACCACACCAACUGAAAAAGUGCAGACAGUAACUGCUUCAUAUACACCUACCAAAAGAGCUAGAACGCUGAUUUCCUCAUGUCCCUCACCAAAAAAAAUACAUACGUUGAUUCCUUCAUUUUGUAAAGUUGAAAAGCCUGAUCUUUCAACGAAGGUCGAAAGCUCAUCAUCUUGUGAUCCAAUGCCAGAACAGAACGAGGAAAAGCCUAGUUGUUCAAAAGUACCAGUUAGAGUUGAUGAUAAAACAUUUGAGGCUAGUAGUGAGAUUCUAACGAUUGUAAUUGAUAGUGACAGCGAAUUUAGUGAAGGAAAUGAUGACGCUAGCCUAGCAGAGCAUGCUCGUCAACACUCGGAAAAGAUUUUUCUUCAGCAAUAUCGGAUAGUAAUGUGCUUUCUAGUUUGGUGAACUAGUUCAAGAGGCCACACUCAUUAAAACCAGCUAGUUCGUGAACGGACUAUUUUACACAAGAAUAAUGUCAGUGAAAGCGUCGCCUCUCAGUCUUUCAUCCGAUCGCCGGAGUUCAGCGGUUAGUAUGUGCAUGGGUAACCGCUUCGGAACACCUCGUACUGUUAAUCUUUUUUGGUUUUACAUUUUUUAUUAAGAUGGACGUUUGAAAUCUGAAUUUUCAACGUAAAUUGUCGCGUACAUAGUAGGUAUGGCAUUUACACGUUUUCCAACAAUCUCAAAUAAUGAGUGAUACACUUUUGUUUUUACCAGUUACCAAGAUUUUUGAUAUAUAAUACAUACCCCUGAUCAGGGUUGCCAGAUGUUCUCCUUUCUGGAGAGUGAUCCUCAUUUUUAGCGUUAGGUUCUGCUUUCUCUAUUUUCCCCAAAUGUUCUCCUUUACCAGUUUCUCACUAAAAGGAUUUUUUACUUCCAUAGUCAAGUGUAUAUUUUUUGUUAUUGUUUAUUUGGAUAUUAUAUAUGUAUAUAUAAGUUAUGCAUUUUAGGUCUGUUUUAUUGUAAUUGUUUGGAAUAAGCAUGUCUAUUUUCAUCUAUUUUGUUUUCCGCUAUGAAAAAAAGUUGGUAUUGCUGUAUGUACAAUGUUAUCCCCAUUAAUUGUAAAUACAGAUUAUUUGUUCAUGAUGAAGGAAACAAGUCGAAUUACAUGAUCAGAUUUUUAAUCAUUUCAGCGUUAUCAGCACCUUUUGGACGAUUCUGAUUUUGCGGUAAAACGGCUUUGCGCAGCUCAAAAGCCAGUCGCAUCAGGUAUUAUGGAAUGGAUAAAUAUUUUGCUGAACCGGUUUUACCCCCGAAGUGAUACCAGAAAAGACAAAAAUGAGUCCCAUAUUAGUUGAGAUGGUUAAAAAACGCUUGCCUGCCGUCUGUGCCAUGCGAGCGGCUUUUUUCGAUGGCUGAGAAAACAGUUUUGUCAGCAGAAAUAGUCUAGAAGCCGAUAAAGUUGAAAAAAAUAUCAUUUUAAAUGGAAAUUUAUAGUUAAUUUACAUUUUUAUUUUAGUACUGUUUUAAUUUCUUCAUGAGCAGCAAUGGGUGAUCCUUUUUUUAUAAAAGUUAGCUAAUUCUCAACCUCUAUAACUAACUACAUUUGUCAUCUUUUUCCAUAACUGCCAGUCAACCAGUUAUACAACUUUCUGCUUACGGGUGUGUUCCGUCUCCUUUAUCCUCUCUCGUUCUCGUUCGUCCACUCGAUCCUGUAAUUCCAGUCGUUCGAAGGGAACGAGUUUUUUUGAAGGAAUGGUAAACUAGUUAAGGAUGAUUAUCCCCCUGGAUGAUUUGAUGUGCGCUAGCCCUUACUGAAAGCUUUGAGGGUAUUUGAUGUGCUAUUGAUGAGAAUCGGCAAACAUUUAAUAAAAGCUUCAUACGAAAUUCAAUAUUUUAUCCGAUAAGGAAACCAACAUUCAUUUUAUAUAGUGAAAGUUUUAUUUCACGUGACUUUGCCCUAGUUUUUUAUAUAAUCAGGUUCCACAAAUGGGACCUUUCGAUAUCACUUCUGGGAUGGAUGCAAUCAUUCUUCUCCCUUCAAAUAUUUAUUUUUAAAUAUCUUCACCCUCCAUUACAUUUAUUGGAAAUUAUUUGUAUUUUGGGUCAUUAUGCGUUGUGUACCGACUGUGCUGAACAGGUUUUUAAAUUAUCAGAAAGCAACUAUGACUUUUCCUCUCCCUUUUCGAUCUUAACAAACUUGGGCUAGUUGAAAAGAGCUUCUUGGGCUACAAAUAUUAUAUUUGAAUUUUUGUUAGUUUCACAAUACAUGUGACCGUUAGAGGGCUUUGUUCGACAUUACGACAGAAAUGGCUAAUUUUCUCAAAAAAUUAAAUGCAUUGCUAUGAUUUUUUUUUAUGAAAAAUAGCUAAAUGAUGUCUAAAAACUGCAUCUCGAUAUCUUGUUCCUAACCUAAAAUUUAGGCCAAAGAAGAUUUUAAUCUUUUUUAUUAUUAAGUUGUGAUCCUAAAAAGUGCCGAUUUAAAAAAAAAAGGUUUUUAAUGCCCCCGUAAAUACUCGAAAUGCUAUGUUACGUC
Messenger RNA from Acanthoscelides obtectus, 7679 nucleotides. Lineage: Eukaryota; Metazoa; Arthropoda; Insecta; Coleoptera; Chrysomelidae. The record is from the annotation of a GenBank genome assembly.